AUGGCAGAUAUUUUAGCAGAAAUUAAGAAACGUUUGACCUCCGAAGAUGAGGCUUCGCGAAAACUCUUCCAACGUGAUUUAUACGAAGCUAUUGCCUCUACUGAGACACCUAAAGAGACUGCAAUCCGUUUAUCUCUUUACCCUUUGCAGGCCGCCGCAGCUCGGAUCGGUCAUGACUUGAGGAUUUUUCAGACAUUAGACGCCGAGGGUCCACAGACUUUGAGAGAACUGCAGGCUCGGACCGGUGCUCAUCCUCUAACCCUUGGCCGUCUGUUGAGAUACAUGGCCUCGGUCGGAUUGAUCCAUCAAAUUGCGGCAGAUAAGUUCGAAGCAAACAGUAAAUGUCGCCACCUUGCAGCUCCAGAGGCUGUCACAAUUGUAACGCAUUUCUUCGAGAACUGCGGUCCUCUUUUCCAGGAGAUGCCAGCAUUUUUACGAAAGAACAAUUACCAAGAUGUAACAGAUGGUAAAGCUACCGUCUUCCAACCUGCAUACAAUACCGAGCUCGAUACCUACACAUACUUUUCUCAGCACCCCGAGAAUUUGAAGGCUCUCAUAAAGUACAUGGGUCUAGAGCAGGGUGUGCGAGGUCGUUGGCUGAAGGAAUAUCCAUUCGAAAAGCAGACCCAAGACUGGAAUCCAAGCCUCGAGGAAGCGCUCUUUGUUGAUAUCGGUGGUAAUGUGGGACAUUACUGUGCGUUGUUUAAAAACAGAUUCCCUGACAUUCCAGGUCGUAUCUUGUUAGAAGAUUUGCCUGACACUUUGACUCAUGCUCUACCGACGCCGGGAGUCGAGAAGCUGGGACAUGACUUUUUUCAGCCACAACCGAUCAAAGGUGCCAAAUUCUAUCAUUUAGGCUGGGUCCUCCACAAUUGGAGCGACGAGAAAGCAAAGGUCAUUUUGCGCCAAAUAAGAUCGGCCAUGACGCCAUCAUCUGUGUUGCUCAUAAAUGAUAUGAUACUUCCAGAAACGGGAAUUUCGCCAUUUGCAACUGCGUUGGACUUGAUUAUGCUUGGUGCAUGUGGAAGCUUAGAACGAACUGGAGAGCAAUGGAAAGUACUGCUCGGAGAGGUCGGCCUAGAAAUUAAGGCUGCCACUGUAUAUGAUUCUGAAUCCUUCCAUGGGAUGAUCUCUGCUACUCUAGCAUAG
Molecule: messenger RNA, 1149 nt
Organism: Botrytis byssoidea
Lineage: Eukaryota; Fungi; Ascomycota; Leotiomycetes; Helotiales; Sclerotiniaceae
Exons: 6
Coding region: 1-1149 (382 amino acids)
Molecular function (GO): O-methyltransferase activity
Source: RefSeq, a predicted model, not a curated record